Molecule: messenger RNA, 4551 nt
Organism: Knipowitschia caucasica
Lineage: Eukaryota; Metazoa; Chordata; Actinopteri; Gobiiformes; Gobiidae
Source: the annotation of a GenBank genome assembly
AUGGCAGAGAUCCAAACCCGUCUGGCCUCUGUACAGGUGCUGAACAUGGCGGAGAUCCAAACCCGUCUGGCCUCUGUACAGGUGCUGAACAUGGCGGAGAUCCAAACCCGUCUGGCCUCUGUACAGGUGCUGAACAUGGCAGAGAUCCAAACCCGUCUGGCCUCUGUACAGGUGCUGAACAUGGCGGAGAUCCAAACCCGUCUGGCCUCUGUACAGGUGCUGAACAUGGCAGAGAUCCAAACCCGUCUGGCCUCUGUACAGGUGCUGAACAUGGCAGAGAUCCAAACCCGUCUGGCCUCUGUACAGGUGCUGAACAUGGCAGAGAUCCAAACCCGUCUGGCCUCUGUACAGGUGCUGAACAUGGCGGAGAUCCAAACCCGUCUGGCCUCUGUACAGGUGCUGAACAUGGCGGAGAUCCAAACCCGUCUGGCCUCUGUACAGGUGCUGAACAUGGCAGAGAUCCAAACCCGUCUGGCCUCUGUACAGGUGCUGAACAUGGCAGAGAUCCAAACCCGUCUGGCCUCUGUACAGGUGCUGAACAUGGCAGAGAUCCAAACCCGUCUGGCCUCUGUACAGGUGCUGAACAUGGCAGAGAUCCAAACCCGUCUGGCCUCUGUACAGGUGCUGAACAUGGCGGAGAUCCAAACCCGUCUGGCCUCUGUACAGGUGCUGAACAUGGCGGAGAUCCAAACCCGUCUGGCCUCUGUACAGGUGCUGAACAUGGCAGAGAUCCAAACCCGUCUGGCCUCUGUACAGGUGCUGAACAUGGCGGAGAUCCAAACCCGUCUGGCCUCUGUACAGGUGCUGAACAUGGCGGAGAUCCAAACCCGUCUGGCCUCUGUACAGGUGCUGAACAUGGCAGAGAUCCAAACCCGUCUGGCCUCUGUACAGGUGCUGAACAUGGCAGAGAUCCAAACCCGUCUGGCCUCUGUACAGGUGCUGAACAUGGCAGAGAUCCAAACCCGUCUGGCCUCUGUACAGGUGCUGAACAUGGCAGAGAUCCAAACCCGUCUGGCCUCUGUACAGGUGCUGAACAUGGCAGAGAUCCAAACCCGUCUGGCCUCUGUACAGGUGCUGAACAUGGCAGAGAUCCAAACCCGUCUGGCCUCUGUACAGGUGCUGAACAUGGCAGAGAUCCAAACCCGUCUGGCCUCUGUACAGGUGCUGAACAUGGCGGAGAUCCAAACCCGUCUGGCCUCUGUACAGGUGCUGAACAUGGCAGAGAUCCAAACCCGUCUGGCCUCUGUACAGGUGCUGAACAUGGCGGAGAUCCAAACCCGUCUGGCCUCUGUACAGGUGCUGAACAUGGCAGAGAUCCAAACCCGUCUGGCCUCUGUACAGGUGCUGAACAUGGCAGAGAUCCAAACCCGUCUGGCCUCUGUACAGGUGCUGAACAUGGCAGAGAUCCAAACCCGUCUGGCCUCUGUACAGGUGCUGAACAUGGCGGAGAUCCAAACCCGUCUGGCCUCUGUACAGGUGCUGAACAUGGCGGAGAUCCAAACCCGUCUGGCCUCUGUACAGGUGCUGAACAUGGCGGAGAUCCAAACCCGUCUGGCCUCUGUACAGGUGCUGAACAUGGCAGAGAUCCAAACCCGUCUGGCCUCUGUACAGGUGCUGAACAUGGCGGAGAUCCAAACCCGUCUGGCCUCUGUACAGGUGCUGAACAUGGCGGAGAUCCAAACCCGUCUGGCCUCUGUACAGGUGCUGAACAUGGCGGAGAUCCAAACCCGUCUGGCCUCUGUACAGGUGCUGAACAUGGCAGAGAUCCAAACCCGUCUGGCCUCUGUACAGGUGCUGAACAUGGCGGAGAUCCAAACCCGUCUGGCCUCUGUACAGGUGCUGAACAUGGCGGAGAUCCAAACCCGUCUGGCCUCUGUACAGGUGCUGAACAUGGCAGAGAUCCAAACCCGUCUGGCCUCUGUACAGGUGCUGAACAUGGCAGAGAUCCAAACCCGUCUGGCCUCUGUACAGGUGCUGAACAUGGCAGAGAUCCAAACCCGUCUGGCCUCUGUACAGGUGCUGAACAUGGCAGAGAUCCAAACCCGUCUGGCCUCUGUACAGGUGCUGAACAUGGCAGAGAUCCAAACCCGUCUGGCCUCUGUACAGGUGCUGAACAUGGCAGAGAUCCAAACCCGUCUGGCCUCUGUACAGGUGCUGAACAUGGCAGAGAUCCAAACCCGUCUGGCCUCUGUACAGGUGCUGAACAUGGCAGAGAUCCAAACCCGUCUGGCCUCUGUACAGGUGCUGAACAUGGCAGAGAUCCAAACCCGUCUGGCCUCUGUACAGGUGCUGAACAUGGCGGAGAUCCAAACCCGUCUGGCCUCUGUACAGGUGCUGAACAUGGCAGAGAUCCAAACCCGUCUGGCCUCUGUACAGGUGCUGAACAUGGCGGAGAUCCAAACCCGUCUGGCCUCUGUACAGGUGCUGAACAUGGCAGAGAUCCAAACCCGUCUGGCCUCUGUACAGGUGCUGAACAUGGCAGAGAUCCAAACCCGUCUGGCCUCUGUACAGGUGCUGAACAUGGCAGAGAUCCAAACCCGUCUGGCCUCUGUACAGGUGCUGAACAUGGCAGAGAUCCAAACCCGUCUGGCCUCUGUACAGGUGCUGAACAUGGCGGAGAUCCAAACCCGUCUGGCCUCUGUACAGGUGCUGAACAUGGCAGAGAUCCAAACCCGUCUGGCCUCUGUACAGGUGCUGAACAUGGCGGAGAUCCAAACCCGUCUGGCCUCUGUACAGGUGCUGAACAUGGCAGAGAUCCAAACCCGUCUGGCCUCUGUACAGGUGCUGAACAUGGCGGAGAUCCAAACCCGUCUGGCCUCUGUACAGGUGCUGAACAUGGCAGAGAUCCAAACCCGUCUGGCCUCUGUACAGGUGCUGAACAUGGCAGAGAUCCAAACCCGUCUGGCCUCUGUACAGGUGCUGAACAUGGCAGAGAUCCAAACCCGUCUGGCCUCUGUACAGGUGCUGAACAUGGCAGAGAUCCAAACCCGUCUGGCCUCUGUACAGGUGCUGAACAUGGCAGAGAUCCAAACCCGUCUGGCCUCUGUACAGGUGCUGAACAUGGCAGAGAUCCAAACCCGUCUGGCCUCUGUACAGGUGCUGAACAUGGCAGAGAUCCAAACCCGUCUGGCCUCUGUACAGGUGCUGAACAUGGCAGAGAUCCAAACCCGUCUGGCCUCUGUACAGGUGCUGAACAUGGCAGAGAUCCAAACCCGUCUGGCCUCUGUACAGGUGCUGAACAUGGCAGAGAUCCAAACCCGUCUGGCCUCUGUACAGGUGCUGAACAUGGCGGAGAUCCAAACCCGUCUGGCCUCUGUACAGGUGCUGAACAUGGCAGAGAUCCAAACCCGUCUGGCCUCUGUACAGGUGCUGAACAUGGCAGAGAUCCAAACCCGUCUGGCCUCUGUACAGGUGCUGAACAUGGCGGAGAUCCAAACCCGUCUGGCCUCUGUACAGGUGCUGAACAUGGCAGAGAUCCAAACCCGUCUGGCCUCUGUACAGGUGCUGAACAUGGCAGAGAUCCAAACCCGUCUGGCCUCUGUACAGGUGCUGAACAUGGCAGAGAUCCAAACCCGUCUGGCCUCUGUACAGGUGCUGAACAUGGCAGAGAUCCAAACCCGUCUGGCCUCUGUACAGGUGCUGAACAUGGCAGAGAUCCAAACCCGUCUGGCCUCUGUACAGGUGCUGAACAUGGCAGAGAUCCAAACCCGUCUGGCCUCUGUACAGGUGCUGAACAUGGCAGAGAUCCAAACCCGUCUGGCCUCUGUACAGGUGCUGAACAUGGCAGAGAUCCAAACCCGUCUGGCCUCUGUACAGGUGCUGAACAUGGCAGAGAUCCAAACCCGUCUGGCCUCUGUACAGGUGCUGAACAUGGCAGAGAUCCAAACCCGUCUGGCCUCUGUACAGGUGCUGAACAUGGCAGAGAUCCAAACCCGUCUGGCCUCUGUACAGGUGCUGAACAUGGCAGAGAUCCAAACCCGUCUGGCCUCUGUACAGGUGCUGAACAUGGCGGAGAUCCAAACCCGUCUGGCCUCUGUACAGGUGCUGAACAUGGCAGAGAUCCAAACCCGUCUGGCCUACGUCUGCUGCGUGCGACAACUGGAGCUGGUGCGAGACAGCGACUACUGCGAGUACAUCCGGCCUCCCAUCGACCGCUACGGCACGCUGGAGUUCGGGAAGUUUGACGAGAUCGCGGAAGUGGGUUAUCAACACGGAAAGACUCUGUUCGACGUUUGGCAGCGGAGUGGAGUGAUUGACAGCAUGCUCAAAGACCGACAUCAGGAGGAGUUCCAUAAAACCACAACUGGACAUGUGGUGACGUGUCCAAACGCCUCCUUCACGGAUCUGGCUGAGAUCGUGUCCAGGAUCGAUCCAGUGAAGAGUCUGGAAGAGGAGUUGUCGGAGGAGAACCAGACGGACUACGAUGAGGACUUUGUGGAGAGCGCUCUGUCAGAUCUGGACGCUCUGACAGCGGGAAGCGAGUUCACAGAAGGAGAGGAGACUGACGAGGAAUUUCACAUCCGCCACAGAUUGAAGGAGAGCAGCCAAUGA